Drosophila melanogaster (fruit fly) is the source of this 4884-nucleotide messenger RNA. It is a transcript of the gene disp, whose product is annotated as dispatched. The transcript is spliced from 7 exons. Gene Ontology annotation, cellular component: membrane. Lineage: Eukaryota; Metazoa; Arthropoda; Insecta; Diptera; Drosophilidae. Bases 404 to 4060 code for a protein of 1218 amino acids. The record is from RefSeq and is marked reviewed.
GACUGAGUUGCUCAACACUGUAUUAACUCAGUGUAUCCUUUGUGCUGCUUUUUGUUGUUAUUUCACCGUUUUCUGCGUUAUCCUUAUUCGCAUAGUUUUCGGUUGUUUUUCUGUUGUUUAAGUUAGUUCCGAACCCUGAGUUAUUUGCACGGGCGCGCGCCUACAUAAAAAUGCAAUCCAACAAGCCGAUCUCUGCGGCGGAGGCCUGACCAGCAGGCAGUAUCUAUAACAGAAGCAAAACAAUAGACUUUGGCUUGGUCCCAAGGAGCACCCACCAGCCCAACGUUAUUCGAGACUUCCAGCCGCCAAGGAUGCACUGAAGGGAAGCGGAAACCCAAGGAGCAUUUGAUGUUCCCGCAAUGCGAAGAGGGUAAAGAGGAUUCGGGCAUCACAUUCUACUGACAUGUUGUGCUUCGACUCGGAGAGGAUGAACUGGUACUACCACGUCCUGGCCAGGCGUCCCUACCUGGUGGUCGUCUCCAUUGCUGUCUACUGUGUCGCUUGCAUCAUCGUGGCCCUCGUCCUGAACAAGCUGCCGGACUUCAGUGAUCCCACCUUGGGCUUCGAAACCCGCGGCACCAAAAUUGGAGAACGACUGACGGCCUGGUACAACCUGCUGCAAGAGACUGACCACCAUGGUGCUCUUUUCUCAAAUCCAUCGGAUCUGUGGGAGAGGAGACGGGUAGAGCAGGGCUAUGUGGAGACGAAGCUGCAUCCGAAUCACAGGCGACGCAAAAACAAGCACAAGAACAGAAACAAGAACAAGCGACGCAAGGAACAAAAUCAAAGCAGCCACGAGCAUCACGAUGUGGCGCAGAAGAUGAUGCAGUUCAAAAAACGGCUGAAGGCUACUAGUUCUCCCUCUCCAAAUCUCGGCUUUGACACCUGGAUCGGGGACAGUGGAGUAUUUCGCGACUACGAGAUUACAAACGACAGCGCUUCCUCCUCUUUGGAACCCACGCGACGCACUGAGCAAAUCGAAUAUGGCCACAACACCACCUCAGUGGACGAGGAAGAGCAUCAGCAGCGGGUGCAGACCAAGAAGAGCACUUGGCGGCUCCUAAAGCAAGCCGCCACCUUGCCCACCGACGGUUGGGCAGACAUGCAUCGUCGCCAACCCAUCGAGGGAUUCUUUUGCGAUUCAUCGCCCCGGAAGGAGUACUCUCAUUUUGUGGUCCAGCGGAUCGGUCCCAACGCCACCGAUUCUCUAUUUGAUUUGAACGGACUGCUGGCCAUGUGUCAGUUGCAGGAUCAGAUUACCGAAGUCCCCAGCUACCGGGCAUUUUGCGAGCCGGAGAUGCUUACCACCGAGUGCUGCCGGCCAUGGUCACUGCCCAACUACGCCGCCAUGCUGGCCAACAAAAGUUCCUGUUUCGACCUUACCACGGAGGAUGUUACUUCGCUGCACACGCUGCUCUUGGGCUGCUAUGAGUACUUCCAUGACCUAAAGAUGGACAACCACUGCAACGAAAUACCGCAUUGUCGUGCUCCUGAAGAGUGCAAGCGGCUAAAUAUCGUCUUUAACGUCCUGAAUUUUCUCACCGACUUUAGUUUCAUCAAGUCUAAUGACUCGAAUGUAUACCUGAAAUACGCCAUGAUUUUUAUACCCGUGGCGCAAUCCAACCGCUUGCUGCCACUGUUCCACGAAUGGGAAGACGUGGAGCUGAUCAACGAGCUUGUGGAAGUGGUUGCGAUGGACUUGGGCCUCGAAAACGAACUCUUUAACGAGCUGCUGCUGACGGACGUGUGGCUAGUUUCGCUGGGAGGGACAUUCGUCAUGGCUAGCGUGUGGUUGUACACGGGAUCGGCAUUCAUCACCUUGAUGUCCUGCGUAGCCAUAUGCUUUUCGCUAGGACUAGCGUACUUUUUUUACGCCAUCGUGCUGGAGUUUGAGUUCUUCCCCUAUAUGAACCUUCUGGCCGUGGUAGUAAUAAUUGGCAUUGGAGCAGACGACGUAUUUCUGUUUCUUAAGAUCUGGCACUGUGUGCUGACCGAGAGGUUCAGCAAUCGAUGUACCUUGACCACUCAGUCCCAGAGUGCUCUUCCCACCCUGGAGAACAGUGAUCACACGGAGUCACUGGAAAACAUAAUGGCGCUGACUAUGCGACAUGCCGCUGCCUCCAUGUUCGUUACCUCACUUACCACCGCCGGCGCCUUUUAUGCCUCCUACAGCAGCUCUAUAACAGCUAUAAAGUGCUUUGGGAUUUUUGCGGGAACUGUCGUGGUGACCAACUACUUACUAAUGAUAACUUGGUUGCCUGCAUCGGUCUCCAUCAUGGAACGACUAUUUGCCACAAGGAUGUCCUGCCAUCAUCCGAUGUCAAUAAAGCUGAUCCACGCCUGCAAGAAGUCAAUUAACCGAUUUUGUCAGAUGUUUGAGGAGUGCAUCACGAAAAGCAUCAUGAACUAUGCCUAUCUCUGGCUGCUGAUCUUUGGGGCUCUAGGCGCGUCCAGUGCCGUCAUUGUGUUCUGGUAUCCAGGACUUCAGUUGCCGGAAAAAUCACACUUCCAGCUCUUUGUGUCAAAGCAUCCAUUUGAGGUUUACUCCAGUCUCAAGCAGCAGUUCUGGUUCGAGAAACCAUUGCAGGCGUACGAGAACUUCAAGAUGCACAUGCAUUUCGUCUGGGGCGUUCAAGCGGUGGACGACGGCGACUAUACGAACCCCAACUCAUACGGCCACCUGCACUAUGACAAUAAUUUUAACGUAUCCAGCAGGCCGGCACAACUCUGGAUCCUUGAUUUUUGCCAGAGUGUGCGCCAGCAACCCUUUUACAAAGAGACUCUCGGCAUGCUGUUGCCCAAUUGUUUCAUUGAAAAUCUUAUCGACUAUAUGAAGCGCAGAUGCAUCGAUGAUAUGGACAGUACCAGGAAAGACCGUUCACCCUGCUGUGACGCACAGUUUCCCUUUGAGCCGCACAUAUUUGAGUACUGCUUGCCACAAAGCAUAUCCAACAUGUAUGACACUACAUUUUUCCGGCCCGGCGUGGCAGGACCCAAGUUUGCAGAGGCUCCCCGACUGGAGACUGAGGAUUACCUAGGAAUGAGUGGAAAUGAGAGUGCAGAGUACAGCACCAACGGAUCAUUUACACCGCUACUAGUCAAAGCCCUGGUCAUCGAGUUCGAGUCCAACGUGGCCUACAGCACCAUCUACGCAAAUAUUAGGCAGUUCUACGAGUCUGUAGAGCACUGGUUUCAGAUGCAGUUAAAAACGGCACCGCCGGAACUUCAAGGAGGAUGGUUCACGAGCGACCUGAAAUUUUACAAUGUGCAGGACACCCUUUCGCACGACACCUUUGUUGCCAUUUGUCUGGCCAUGGCUGCAUCACUUGCAGUGCUCCUAUGCUUCACCGUAAACAUAUUGAUUUCCAUCUACGCCGUACUAACCGUGUCGCUAAGUAUUUUUAACACCGUGGCUGUGCUCAUCCUGCUCGGCUGGCAGCUUAACAUCUUGGAGAGCAUUGCGGUGAGCACGGCUAUCGGUCUGGCUGUGGACUUUAGCCUACAUUACGGUAUUCACUACCGGAUGUCCCCGGUUAAGGAGAGAUUGGCAGCCACACAGUUUGUACUAUCCCGCAUCAUUGGACCCACAGUGAUGGCGGCCACCACAACUGGUCUAGCUGGCGGAAUCAUGAUGGCAUCCAACAUAUUGCCCUACAUACAGAUUGGCGUCUUCCUGGUCGUUGUCAUGAUCGUUAGCUGGUUCUAUGCCACUUUCUUUCUAAUGAGUCUGCUUCGGGUUGCCGGUCCUCAGCAUGGUUUUCUGGAACUCAAGUGGCCGUUGUGGAGCAAGCGAAGCAGUGGCAGCAGCAAGUUCUACGAGCGGAAACCCAGCCAAGUGAUCGCCAGCGAGCAGCUGCUGACCCCCACAAGCUCGGCCAUCGUUGAGUUGGCGAACUCGGAGACGCACGAACUGGAGUCCCUAAACUCCAACAGCCUGAUCAAAACCAUUUCGGGCAUCGAAAGCGCCCACGCAUUGUCCUCGCUGCCGAGGGACUUCGAGCACUCAUUCCAGACGAUGCACGAGUGCAAAUAUCAAACGUAUCCGUCUACAUCCAAUUGAGUUAGUUACUAUUGCCGGACAACGCGUUGUUGUUGCCAAGAAGAAUCAGGCAACUGCAUUUUUAUACAGGGUACGGCGGCUCUCAAGCCUGCCCGAGAUACAUUUAUAUAUACAUAUACACGCCGUGUGUCGGCAUAUUUAGUUUUAAAAUAUGCUGGCGGUGGCAUAUGUACGUGUUGUGCGAGUUCUACAUUGAUAUACUCUAGAUAUAUGUGUAAUUGUACUUGGUAGGAUUAGGCAAAGCUAUUUUCAAAAGACUCCAGGCUAUUGCAAUAUGCUUUUAUGCUUUUUUUUUAUCUUGUGACAUUUCACAUUCGAUGCUCCAGCCAAGUGAAAACGAUUUGUAAACUGAAGCAAUUAGCGGGAGGUACUGGGUACUCUGGGUACUGGGUCUUUGUCGGUAGGACUGUACGAUGACGGUAUUAUUAGUUCUUAGCCAAACGUUUCAACGCUGUUUAUGUUCUUAUCUGUAAUCAAAACUAUUUGUACUCUGGUUUUAUAUUAGGUGUUAAGUUGGGCCGCAUUGUUGGCGCCAGCAAGAUGUAGUUACUUUACACGAUAGUUAUAUGCGCAGAGAUAUGUGUUGUCUAUCCUAGUUGUAUGCGUUCAAAACAUAAGAACAUACACACGCUCACGUUUGUAAUAACCAUGUAACUGUGAUACAGAAGGUGAGAAUCUUAAUGAAAUUGGUGUUUAUACAGACAUAGUGUUAUAUCCCUAAACAAUGACGUAUUGUAAUUACCUGCAACAAAAUGGCCCUGUACUUCCUUCAUUGAACUUAUGUGUUGAAGUGAUUUAAUAAAUGUUACUUGUAAAACCACUAC